This is a messenger RNA of Hippoglossus stenolepis (Pacific halibut), 4086 nucleotides long. It is a transcript of the gene rasgrp3, whose product is annotated as RAS guanyl releasing protein 3 (calcium and DAG-regulated). Gene Ontology annotation, biological process: Ras protein signal transduction; positive regulation of GTPase activity. Lineage: Eukaryota; Metazoa; Chordata; Actinopteri; Pleuronectiformes; Pleuronectidae. The record is from RefSeq and is a predicted model, not a curated record. Gene Ontology annotation, molecular function: calcium ion binding; guanyl-nucleotide exchange factor activity. Gene Ontology annotation, cellular component: plasma membrane.
CCGACACAGGCAGGAAAACUAAGUUUGGAAAGAAUUGAAGGAAGUCUAGUGGCCGUUUAGACAAACAGCUCACACACUGGGAUCAGUUCUGGCUGAACACGCAGCAGCAGUGCUGUAUAUGGCUGAGACAGACAAAGGGCUUCAGAGGGACACAGGAGCAUUUGAAGAAAGACUUGGGAAAUAUUCGCUCGAGCGCUGACUGGAUAGCUAUGCUAGUCCUUGUGGAUCCAGCUAGUCUUGCGUUUGGAUGUGGGUUUAAACAGACAGCUUGGAUCUAGACGUGAACAUGUUUAGAAGGUGGAUUCGUGUGGUCAACCGAUAGAUCUCAACAAAUUGGAGGUCACAAAUCAGACAAUCCUGACUAGUCCAGAACAGUGGCGAAGAAGUGCUGACCUCUGUCCUACUUUCAGCUUGGUACUAUGGGCUCAUCCACAUUGGGAAAGGCAGCAUCUCUUAAUGCUCUUUUAAAUGAAUGCAUUCAAACAUUUGAUGACAAUGGGGAGCUGCAGGGCAACCUGCUUCCUCGAACCCUACUGCUGAUGCAUCGUUGGUAUGUGACAUCCUCAGAGCUGGCAGGGAAACUACUGAUGAUGUACCAGGACUGCAGUGACGACAGCUGCCAGGACACCAGACUGAAGAUUUGUUAUUUAAUGAGGUACUGGAUCGUGACAUUCCCUGCAGAGUUCAACCUGGACUUGGGUCUGAUCAGGAUAACAGAGGAGUUUAGGGAUGUGGCUGCUCAGCUCGGCUGUGAGGAUCAUUUCAAACUCAUAGACAUCUCCACCAUUCCAUCAUACGAUUGGAUGCGUAAGCUGACCCAGCGGAAGAAGCAGGCCAAGAAAGGCAAGGCCUCACUACUGUUUGACCACCUGGAGCCAAUGGAGCUGGCUGAACAUCUCACCUUCCUAGAGUUCAAGUCUAUCCGGAGGAUAUCGUUCACUGAUUACCAGAGCUAUGUGACUCACGGCUGCCUCGUAGACAACCCAACUCUGGAGCGCUCCAUUGGCCUGUUUAACGGCGUGUCUCAGUGGGUCCAGCUCAUGGUGCUCAGCAAGCUAACACCUCAGACCCGUGCAGAAGUCAUCACCAAAUACAUCCAUGUGGCUCAGAAACUUCUGCAGCUGCAGAACUUCAACACUCUGAUGGCGGUGGUGGGGGGACUGAGCCACAGCUCCAUAUCUCGACUUAAGGAGACUCACUCUUAUCUGGCUCCAGAGGUUGUGAAGAUCUGGAGUGAGAUGACAGAGUUGGUAUCUUCCAGCAACAACUACUCCUGCUAUCGCAAGGCCUUCAUUGAGAGUCAGGGCUUUAAAAUCCCCAUCUUGGGUGUGCACCUCAAAGACCUCAUUGCGGUGCAUGUUGUCUUUCCUGACUGGGUUGAUGACACUAAUAAAGUGAACCUGGUGAAGAUGAAUCAGCUCUACAUGACCUUCAAUGAGCUGGUGUCAUUGCAAAGUGCAGCAGCUCAAGUGGAGCCCAACAUGGACCUCAUCUACCUGCUAACGCUUUCUCUCGACCUUUAUUACACAGAAGAUGAGAUUUAUGAGCUGUCAUUGCUCAGGGAACCACGUAACCCUAAAUCAUUGCUGUCUUCUCCAACGACUCCCAAUAAGCCCCUGGCCCCACUUGACUGGGCCUCAGGUAUCACCACCAAACCAGACCCCUCUCUAGUCAAUAAACACAUCAGGAAGGUGGUGGAUUCUGUCUUCAGGAAUUAUGACCAUGACCAUGAUGGAUAUAUUUCUCAAGAGGACUUUGAGAGCAUCGCUGCCAAUUUUCCCUUCCUGGACUCCUUCUGCGUUUUGGACAAAGAUCAAGAUGGACUGAUCAGUAAGGAUGAAAUGAUAGCCUAUUUUCUUCGGGCUAACCCACUGCUCCAGUGUAAGAUGGGACCAGGAUUCAUCCACAACUUCCAGGAGAUGACAUACCUGAAGCCCACUUUCUGUGAACAUUGUGCUGGAUUUCUCUGGGGAAUCAUCAAACAGGGCUACAAAUGCAAAGACUGUGGUGUUAACUGUCAUAAACAGUGUCGGGAGCUGCUGGUUCUGGCCUGUAGGAAGCUGAUCCGCUCCGGCUCUGUGGGCAGUUUCCCUUCCAGACUGACCCACAGCUCACUGCCCAGCAGCCCUGCACUGCCCACCUGUACAGAUGAGGAUGAGGUGUUUGAGUUUCCAGCUGUCACAUCAGCAGGUGCAGCUCUGGACACUCAGUCCAUCACCCUGAUGACCGGUUCAGCCCAGAGAAUAUCUGUGCGCCUGCAGAGGGCCACCACCAGCCAGGCCACCCAGACCGAGCCCCUGUGGCCUGAUCACAACUGGGGGGCCACAGAUGGCGGCUCCCAUACCUUCCCUAAAAUGAAAUACAGGACUCACAGGAAAACAUCUAAAAAUAAAGGUUUUGCCUGCUGGGAAAACCAAAAUGGUGGGCAGCACCAGGCGGAUUCCCCACGGUGCAGUCUGGAGUCUCAGGAGAAGUUGGACAGCUUAGGGGAGCUUGUAAAGAACGGGUUUACACUCAGAGGGAAGGACAGCUGACUUGGUGAGGGCAAAUCCCGAAGGUCCAGAAAGCCCCUGGCAGCAGGAACCAGGAAGCUCCUCUCUGUGGGGGAGGUGCUGGGCUGCCUGAGGUCCCCCUUCAGUGACGUGAAGUUCUCAUGGCCUCUCUAGACUUCAGCAUAGACCGAGCUAGAGGAGGAGACUGUGUAGCUGCGAUCAGGGAGGGUAGCUCAGUGGAUAACUGACCAACACCCACUUUGAAUUAAGUGGAAUGCUAAGAUGUAACUUAGUUGUGGGUAUUGGUCCAGAAUGUACAUAUAAUCUGCACUGGAAAACGUGAGAAGAAGAAUAAGAAGAAGCAUAUUUUAUUCCUUACAGGGGUGCAGAUCUGGUUCAGUUUAGUGGCUCAUAACAGCUAGGUUUAAACCCCAGCUUGGGUUCACUAUGAUAAAGUCAAAUCCUGCUUGAUCUGAGGAUAGCAAAAAGAAAGUUCUUAGUGGUCACUUUCCAAGUUGGACUGAUGAGAGAAAGUACGGUGCAGUCAGACACUGUGUAGAUAUUUGUAUGAGGGGCAGUAAAUAAAGGGAAAGUCAAGUUGAAAGUGAAAGUUAAGGGCAACCAACCAACAAUCAAAUGGGACCCUGGGAAUGGAUGAUUCUGCAAAGCAUAUGUUUUUUUGUUUUUGUUUUUGAACAUAAACUUUAUUUUGACUUAACUCCAAUUGUCACAAUCCAUCUAUUCAUACAUCCAGUCAUCCUUCUUAGGGUCGCAGGGGGACUGGAGCUAUGGGUUCUUUCAAUCCAGCUGAUAUUUGGCGAAAAGACAGCAGUCAAUCACAAGGCCAACAGACACAGACAAGGAACCAUUUACAUUCACAUUCAUACCAGAGUAAUUUACAGAUGCACAGCCAAAGUGUCAACAGGAAACUGCGUCAAUGUGAAAGAUGAUCCGCUGUUAUCACUUGCUAUCAAGAAGCCAACCCAUGGGCCCAGCAAUAUGAAAGUAGAUUGUCACUGAGACUGAUGAUGUGACUUUGUCUUGAAGAAGGAAGAAGCUCCCGCUCACCUCACGAAAACUCAUCAGGACAAUUGUGUGCUGUCCUCUGGUGGACAAUCCUGAAAUACAGUACACCCCUUUGUGUGCUCUGAUGAGUGGCAUGGAAAAUUACAGUACACAAUUGUUUAUUCAUUUAUUAACGACAAGUGUCCCUACUGGUUGUAUGACUCUUCCUGUUUGUCCUUAACAUUGCUGUUGCUGUGUUUCUGUGGUCUAUGGCGUUAACUGCUAUAAUUAUGCAUAAGUUGAAAUACCCUUCACUUCAACUUGAAGAUAUUACAAUCAAGAUUGAUUGUAAUAUAUAUUGAUUGAAUCAUUUAUACAUUUUCAUCUAAGUGAUAGUGUCCAGGGGUGUAGUUUUGGGGUGUAUACUGUAUAUAGUUGUAAGAGACCUGGUAGGUGUAACCUGCUAUCUGGCGACAUACAUGUGAUGGUCUAGAAAAGGUAAAUGUUGUGAGUUAAUCACACUGUAAUGAGGACUGGCCUAGUUCACACACAGAUUUUAAAGACCAAUAAAUAACUCUACCUCCCUAAA